CAAAUCAUGGCCCAGGACGUUAUAUGCCUAUAUAUAUGCUUGUGAAGGUGUCUCCUUUCUCAACCCUCCGCCUUGGGAUUAGCCAAUUCAUCGUCCCGCCGUAUGUUUGGAAUUCUUCCCAAGCAUACUUCCUGUCCACACUGCACACCAUGACUGUUUCUUGGCUCUCUUUCAUCAUCCCCUUCAUUUUAUCCAUAACUUCGAUUUAUGGACAGAAACUUUACAUUCCGGCCCUGACUCUAGAACGUGAGGGCUUCCACCAAGAUCCGGAACGUGCAGUUUCAGCAUCCGAAACUUUCUUCUUCGACCAAACGCUUGAUCAUUUCAGCUACACACCCCAGAGCUACGCCACCUUCAAACAGAGAUACUUUAUCGAAUGCAAAUUCUGGGGCGGCGCGAAUUCUACUGCGCCAAUCUUCGUUUACCUUGGUCCCGAAUCGGAACUCGAUGGACCCCCGAAGAAUAUCGGGUUUCUGAGAGAUAACGCAGCUCAAUUCCAAGCUUUGUUAGUUUAUAUUGAGCACCGGUAUUAUGGUCAGUCAAUUCCACUUGGGAUGAGCUUCGAAGAAGCCCUCGAAAAUGCAGAUAUUCGUGGAUAUUUUAGCUCGGCCCAAGCUUUGGCUGAUUAUGUAGCCAUUAUUAUGCACGUUAAGAGGGAAUGGAAUUCGAUUAAAUCUCCAGUUAUUGUGGUGGGAGGAUCAUAUGGAGGAAUGCUUGCUUCAUGGCUCCGACUAAAAUAUCCACACGUGGCCCUUGGAGCUUUGGCCUCAUCAGCUCCAGUGCUAUAUUUUGAAAAUAUGACACCCCAGGAUGCAUACUAUUCAGUGGUCGCCAAGGAUUUCAAGGAGUAUUGGUCGGUUGUCGAAUCUGGAAUUCAAGAGCCACCAGUAGGCAUGGCUUUGACAGAUCCCCAGAAAGCAGAAUUGGAAGCUAGAAAGUUGAAGGACUUGAAGAAGAAAUAUCAAGGCUCUGUUAGGGUGAAGCGUGCACAGCUUCAAGCCUUGAGAAGAGAUUUUGAGACACUAGCAAUGAAGGAUGGAGAAUCUGUCACUAGUUAUUGUGCCAGAACAAUGGAGAUCAGCAACAAGAUGCGAUUCCAUGAGGAAGGGGUAGAGGUAGAGGUAGAGGAAGGGGAGAUCGAGGAAAUAGAGAUGUUGGCAGGAAUUUUAAAGCCAAUAAUGACCAAUUUCAAGGCAAAGGCAGAGGACGAGAUCCUAACAAAUUCAAGGUAG
Messenger RNA from Eucalyptus grandis, 1232 nucleotides. RefSeq names its product prolyl carboxy peptidase like protein 5-like. The record is from RefSeq and is a predicted model, not a curated record. Lineage: Eukaryota; Viridiplantae; Streptophyta; Magnoliopsida; Myrtales; Myrtaceae. The transcript has 6 exons. Gene Ontology annotation, molecular function: serine-type exopeptidase activity; dipeptidyl-peptidase activity. Bases 24 to 1232 code for a protein of 402 amino acids. Gene Ontology annotation, biological process: proteolysis.